Prorocentrum cordatum is the source of this 1046-nucleotide messenger RNA. The record is from the annotation of a GenBank genome assembly. NCBI's taxonomy places the organism in Eukaryota, Dinophyceae, Prorocentrales, Prorocentraceae.
GACCUCGAGCAGCUUCGCGCGGCCAUCGCAGAGCGGGCGCCGGCUCGGGGGCAACUGGGCAUGGCGCGGCAGGCCAGGCACCUCGGCAUCGCGGUCACCGUGGACGCCUGCUGGCGCUGCGCCUUGAGCGCGCUCCUCUUCGUGGCGCAGCUGGAAUGGGUCCCCGCGGAGGCGCGCGCCCAGGAGGAGAAAGCCGUCGAGCGUCUGGUGCCAGGGCCUCCGGGCUGGGCGCCAUCAGCCAUCCCCCAGGCACUCGCGGAGCACGGCCCGACGACCGAGUUGGCUUCGCCCAGCGCCAGUGCCUCGGCGGCGGCUGCCUGGGUGCUCGCGUGGAGAACCACUGGGGCGGCGGCCAUCGCGUUCGGGCGCGUGCCCGGCGGCCCCUGGAGAAGUUGCACGAGGCGCGCGAUGUCAAUCUGGCAACGCUGGCGAGGAUCCGGAUUUCCCCCCUCUGCCGGCUCUCGGCGGCUGCGGAUCGACGAGGUCGCCGACGUCGAGCUGGCGGCGGGGCGCCCUCUUCUGCGCCGAGGGCCGACCCCGACGACAUCCACGCGGAGAGGGCUCGGCAGCGGCAGGCGACGCAGAUGCCCCGGCCUGCUCUCGGCGCCGCCAUGGCGCAUGCAUGCUCGCAAGAAGCUGGACCGGCGGCCGCUGCGCUGGGAUCCCGGCCACGCGACCGCCCCGCGCAGCUGGCGAACGUUGGGCGGCUGCUCAGCGCCCGCGGCGCGCCUCGCGUCGCCGCGGCCUUCCUCCGCGCUGCCGCUAACAGCUGGCGCGCGGCGCGGCGCUUCCAAGGGCGCGCGCCACGUGUCCGGGCUGGCAGUAUGGCAAUUCGCCCAGUGCAACGUGUGCCGCGCCUUCUGUCGCAAGCGCGCGGAGUUGGAGACCCUGGUUGGCUGGGGCAACGAGCCGGGGUGUUCUCUCAAGUUGCCACCUUUGCAGGGCGUGGCUGGAGUCGAGAAGUGCGCGGCAUCGAUGCGCCCAUCCUCGAGCCUGUGCGCUGCGCGCAGGGCGCUGGCCUCGGCGCGGGCUGGAUCGCCCCUGCG